AAAAUGGCGGCCGCGGCGAUGGAGGCGUGGUGGGCCUUGAUGCUGCUGUUCUCGCUGCCGCUAGUCCGGACCUUCUACGUCCCCGGAGUCGCUCCUCAGGACUUCCACGAAGGUCAUAAAGUAGAAAUUAAGGCAGUGAAGCUGACCAGCUCCCGUACGCAGCUUCCAUACGAAUACUACUCGCUGCCUUUCUGUAAGCCGGACUCUGUUCUGUAUAAAGCAGAAAACUUGGGUGAGGUUCUGCGAGGGGACCGUAUCGUGAACACUCUGUACGAAGUUCAGAUGAGCAAAGACAAGAAGUGCGAGACGAUGUGCAGCAAGAAGAAGCUCAGCGUCCAGGAGAGUCAGCUGGUGGCCGAGCGCAUCCGGGAGGAAUAUUACGUUCACCUGAUCGCGGACAACCUUCCAGUUGCCACCAGGUUGGAGUUUUACUCGAACAAAGAAACCGGAGGAGAAGAGGAACUGAAGGAGAAGCCGGACGUCCAGUUUGAACACGGUUACAGACUGGGCUUCGUGGAAAACACCAAGGUUUAUCUGCACAACCACCUGUCCUUCAUCUUGUACUUCCACCGAGAGAAAGUCGAGGAAGAGGAGGUUCACAACUACAGAGUGGUGCGAUUUGAGGUCGUUCCCCAAAGUGUCCGAGUGGAAGAUCUUAAGGCUGCAGAAACAGACAAGACGUGCACCCUGCCUGAGGUCAGUGGUUCUGCACCUCUGGAGAUCGACCCGAAGAAAGAGAACGAGGUCCUCUUCACCUACUCAGUCCACUGGAUGGAGAGCGAGGUGAAGUGGGCGUCUCGUUGGGACACCUACCUGACCAUGAGUGACGUCCAGAUUCACUGGUUCUCCAUCGUCAACUCCGUGGUGGUCGUCUUCUUCCUGUCCGGUAUUCUGAGUAUGAUCAUCAUCAGGACUUUAAGGAAGGACAUCGCCAACUACAACAGGGAGGACGACAUCGAGGACACCAUGGAGGAGUCGGGAUGGAAGAACGUCCACGGCGACGUGUUCAGGCCGCCGCAGUAUCCCAUGAUCCUCAGCUCUCUGCUGGGCUCUGGGAUCCAGCUCUUCUGCAUGGUGUUGAUCGUCAUCUUUGUCGCCAUGUUGGGGAUGUUGUCUCCGUCCAGCAGGGGCGCCCUGAUGACCACGUCCUGCUUCCUCUUCAUGUUCAUGGGGGUGUUCGGGGGUUACUUCGCCGGCAGACUGUACCGCACACUGAAGGGCCACCGGUGGAGGAAAGGAGCUUUUUGUACGGCCACUUUAUAUCCCGGAGUCGUUUUUGGAAUCUGCUUCGUCUUGAACUGCUUCAUUUGGGGCGAACACUCCUCCGGAGCGGUCCCCUUCACCACCAUGCUGGCCCUGCUGUGCAUGUGGUUCGGUAUCUCCAUGCCGCUGGUCUACCUCGGGUAUUACUUCGGCUUCCGCAAACAGCCGUACGACAACCCGGUCCGGACCAACCAGAUCCCCCGGCAGGUCCCGGAGCAGCGCUGGUACAUGAACAAGUUUGUUGGAAUCCUCAUGGCCGGGAUCUUACCGUUCGGCGCCAUGUUCAUCGAACUCUUCUUCAUCUUCAGCGCCAUCUGGGAGAACCAGUUUUAUUACCUGUUCGGCUUCCUGUUCCUGGUCUUCAUCAUCCUGGUGGUCUCCUGCUCCCAGAUCAGCAUCGUGAUGGUUUAUUUCCAGCUCUGCGCCGAGGAUUACCGGUGGUGGUGGAGAACGUUCCUGGUGUCAGGAGGUUCCGCUUUCUACGUUCUUAUUUACGCCAUCUUCUACUUCGUCAACAAGCUGGACAUCGUGGAGUUCAUCCCGUCCCUCCUGUACUUCGGUUACACCACCCUGAUGGUUCUGACCUUCUGGCUGCUCACCGGCACCAUCGGUUUCUACGCCGCCUACAUGUUCGUCAGGAAGAUCUACGCCGCGGUCAAGAUCGACUGAUUCGUGCGCUCACGUUCUCAGACUCGUUUGUUUUUCCUCACUUUUUAUUUUUUAUAGUUUUUUUGUUGGAGCACGGAC
This is a messenger RNA of Nematolebias whitei (Rio pearlfish), 2010 nucleotides long. RefSeq names its product transmembrane 9 superfamily protein member 4 (gene tm9sf4). Lineage: Eukaryota; Metazoa; Chordata; Actinopteri; Cyprinodontiformes; Rivulidae. The record is from RefSeq and is a predicted model, not a curated record. Gene Ontology annotation, cellular component: membrane. Bases 4 to 1932 code for a protein of 642 amino acids. The transcript has 18 exons. Gene Ontology annotation, biological process: protein localization to membrane.